Messenger RNA from Agrilus planipennis (emerald ash borer), 1561 nucleotides. RefSeq names its product 2-hydroxyacyl-CoA lyase 1. Lineage: Eukaryota; Metazoa; Arthropoda; Insecta; Coleoptera; Buprestidae. Gene Ontology annotation, cellular component: peroxisome. The transcript is spliced from 7 exons. Gene Ontology annotation, molecular function: magnesium ion binding; thiamine pyrophosphate binding; catalytic activity. Bases 1 to 1473 code for a protein of 490 amino acids. The record is from RefSeq and is a predicted model, not a curated record. Gene Ontology annotation, biological process: fatty acid alpha-oxidation.
AUGGCUAGAAGGAGAGAGUCGAGUGCGUUACCCUCUUCGAUGGGUUGUGAGGGCUAUGACUUGCAAAGUAAGAACCAUCUGUACAGAUUUUGUUGGCACUCUUUCCUAUCUUCUCAGAUUGAAUUAGCUCGACCUUAUUGUAAAUACUCAGCGAGACCCCCGAGUGUUUCCUUAAUACCCCAGCACGUAGAGAAAGCCGUUCGUUUGGCUCGAUUUGGAAAACCAGGAGUGUCUUAUCUCGAUUUUCCUGGAAAUCUUCUCCAAGCUAGAGUACCAACAAAUUCUAUCCCCGAUUACUAUACAUCACCCGAAGUACCUUUAGCAUUCCCCAACCCUCAAGUCAUUUCAGAAGCUGUACAAAUACUUCUUACGGCAGAAAGACCGUUGGUUAUUAUGGGAAAGGGAACAGCUUAUGCAAGGGCAGAAGAUUUGGCAAGAGAAUUUAUUCAUUCGACAAAUUUACCAUUUCUUGCUACUCCAAUGGGCAAAGGUGUAGUUUCUGAUUCUUCUCCACAUUGCGUAGCAUCUGCGAGAUCAACUGCUCUUCAAAAAGCAGAUUUAAUAAUUCUUUUUGGGGCAAGACUAAACUGGAUAUUGCAUUUCGGAAGACCUCCACGAUAUGCCCCGGACGUCAAAAUAAUUCAGAUCGACGUUUGUUCAGAAGAGCUGAACAACAGUGUCAAGGCAACCGUUUCAAUCUUUAGUGAUUUGAAACCUGCCAUCGGGCAACUUCUACAAGAAGUAAAAGCAAAAGGAUUUGUUUUUGGAGAUAACACCAACUGGUGGAAGCUUUUAAAACAAAAAUGUCAGCAGAACAAGUUAGGAGUUGAAAAAAUGGUAAAAGACACUUCGGUACCACUAAACUAUUACACCGUUUUCCAUCACUUACAAAGUCAGCUGCCCGAAAAUUGUUUGAUCGUAAGCGAAGGGGCCAAUACGAUGGACAUAGGGAGGACGAUGCUGUUAAAUAAUUUAGCCAGGCACAGGCUGGAUGCAGGAACUUUUGGAACAAUGGGGGUAGGUUUAGGAUUUGCAAUAGCUGCCGCUCUGUGGUGUCAAAAAUACGAACCUUCGAAGAGAGUGAUAUGUGUGGAGGGUGAUUCUGCAUUCGGAUUUUCAGGAAUGGAAGUGGAAACAAUGGUCAGAUACAAAUUACCGGUUAUAAUUGUGAUCAUUAACAAUAAUGGAAUUUACGGAGGUCUUGAUCAGGAAACUUUUAAUGAACUUCAAAAUUCUCAGCCUGCUACUCAAGCGAUUCCUCCAACAAGUCUUUCUGUGAUGUGCCGCUAUGAAAAUAUGAUGUCUCUUUUUGGAAGUACGGGGUACUUUUGUAAAACUAUACCGGAAGUUCAAGCGGCUGUGAGAGAAUGUCUUAAGGAAAAACAUUUACCAAGUAUAAUUAACAUUGCUAUCAAUCCUUCGGCUGAUAGAAAACCGCAAGCAUUUAAUUGGCUGACGGAGUCGAAAUUGUAAAUAUGUACAGAUUUGUUAUUUUAUGUUGUUAUUGCUUUUGGUGUUGUGGUGGUGUACAGGUUUGAACAAUAAAAAAAGCAACGUUUAA